Danio aesculapii is the source of this 2294-nucleotide messenger RNA. RefSeq lists its product as uncharacterized. Bases 49 to 1584 code for a protein of 511 amino acids. Gene Ontology annotation, cellular component: membrane. The transcript has 8 exons. The record is from RefSeq and is a predicted model, not a curated record. Lineage: Eukaryota; Metazoa; Chordata; Actinopteri; Cypriniformes; Danionidae.
UUCAACUUUCUUACUGUGCUACAGUUUCAUUUACUGUGUCUUGUCAGGAUGACUCUCAACAACAUAAGAGUGUUAACUGUGGUGUGCUGGAUAAUGUGUGUGAGAAGCACUGUGUCUCAGGCUCCUACACUGAAGUUUUCAUACAGCGUGAAUCCAAAUAAAAUUGCUCUGAACACUCUAGUACAGUUUAGUUGUGACAUUCUGAGAUAUUCCCCGUAUCCCAUGACUGUGUCUAUUGGCAAACUGGAAAACUCCUCACAGACACCAGAGAGCACAGUAUCCUGGUUGACCUCGGAGGUCAUACAUUCAGGAAUAAUGUACUUCACAAUUCCUGCGGUCAGUCAAUAUGAAGGCAAGUUAGUCUGCUGGUACAAAUCCACCAAGACUUCACUGAAGAACCCAUAUUCUGAAUUCAGCAACCCUGUUGACUUCAUCGUAUCUACCCUCUCUCCUCCUAACAUCACCGUGAACCCCGAUUUCUUUCUUGAGGGUGGCAAUUACACUGUGUCCUGUAAUAUAACCCCAAACACAUUGACAAAUUUCACAAUGAGCCAGUUUUACCGCUUCCUCCCCUUCACCUCUGCAACCAACUGGACAUUGCUUGGUUCUGCGUUUCUCACAGACAUCAGUAGUACUUAUUCAAGUCAGAAAAAUAUAUUUGUCCCAGUAGAGUACGGCUGCUCUAUGGAAAUGGUGUACAAUGGAAAAGUCUUACACUCACCCCUGGCAACUAAACAAGCUAUCCCAGAAAGCCUUCCAGUUCAGCUGUGGGAGCAGGGGCGUGGAGGGACCUGUAUGGGAUAUCUGAAUAUAAUGCUGAAGUUCCAGUGGAGACCUGUUUGUCAGAAGCCAUUGGAAACUGAAGCUGUUUCUCAGGCUGCUGCCGCCACAGCUUCAGUGGUGUGCAGGGAUCUGGGAUGUGGGCAUGUGCUGAAUUGGCAAAGGCUUUCAGAUAGCACACGGCUGUUCACGAACACAAUUGGGGACAUCAAAUGCAGUGGAAAAGAAAAUAAGAUCAAAGACUGUUCAUUAAAUGUUACAGAAUCAUGCAAGGAGCAAGGCACUCUCUUUAUCGUUUGCUCAGAUGCAAUGCCCCGUCCAAAACUGUCUGUGUUUUCGCAUGGUCCUGUCUCCAAACUGUAUGUCACAGAAAAACAAGAUGUGGAACUCGUCUGCUCCAUCAACUCUACUCUUUUAAAAACACAAGACUAUGGGUACUACAUAUUUAGAAAGAAUGGUAAAUUCUUUAGGGAAAUCUACACCCAACCACAAUACUUAAAGUCUGUCACACUGUCUGCCCCAGUAGAAGGAGAGUAUGAAUGUGCAUUCCAGCUUGAUUCUUCAAAAAGCAAACAAGUGUCUCAACCCAGCAAUGCUGUCUUCAUUUACAUUUACAAUCCACCGGGUGUAAUGCCAAUUGUUGCAGGUGUUCUUACAACUUUAAUUGGGACAGCAAUUCUGGUGUACAUGUGUGUAUGCAGAACUGCAAAAAAAGAGGUACCAGCACAUCCCCAGGACCCAGAGACAGCACAGAUCAGUGAAAAUCCACAAAACAAUGGCAACUACUUACCACAGCAAAUGUAGGACAAAAGAAAAAAAUGUAUAACAAAAUAUAUUUAAAUACUCUCUUGACCAUGAAAUAUGAUACUUGAAUAAUGCUGAAAGAAUGUUAAGAGAUUAGUAUUUUGCAAAGGUUUUCAGGAAAGAUUAAUUAGAAGAAAAUAAUUGUGUGGGUGUGUACACACGUCAUAUGUUUGAUUCAGAUAAACCUAACUAUGUAGUGAUUGCUCUGCUGGUGUGUUUUUUUAACCACUGAAAAGGAUCAUGGUUUGACUUCAAGUAAAUUGAAAUAUGAAUGAGGUAUGGAUACUUAAGCAUAUAGUUUAAUUCAAGCAUGGGAAAGGCAAGAUAAAAUAAAAUAAAAACUGAUUUUUAUCUUUAUUUUUGUCUGUUUUGCAUUUUUAGUGUUGCUAUUAAAUGACAGAGUCACACUUUACAUUAUGGUUGUAUUAGUUAAUGUUAGUUAAAAUUAACAUUUACUAACAUGAACACGCAAUGGAUAAUGCAUUUUGGACCAGGUCCAGUAUUGUUCAUUGUAAAUUGUUCAUUGUUAGUUUUUGUUAAAUCACACUGCAAUAACAAACACAACUUUGAAUUUUAAUAAUGCAUUAAUAAAUGUGAAAAAAUUAAUUAAUAUAUGCUGUACAAAUACUGUUCAUUGUUAGACAAUGUUGGUAAAUACAUUAACUAAUGAAAGAUUGUAUUGUAAAGUGUGACUAAGAAUUCUUAUAAAA